This is a messenger RNA of Colletotrichum higginsianum IMI 349063, 747 nucleotides long. Its product is annotated as Haloacid dehalogenase. NCBI's taxonomy places the organism in Eukaryota, Fungi, Ascomycota, Sordariomycetes, Glomerellales, Glomerellaceae. Bases 1 to 747 code for a protein of 248 amino acids. The record is from RefSeq and is a predicted model, not a curated record. Gene Ontology annotation, molecular function: hydrolase activity, acting on halide bonds, in C-halide compounds. The transcript has 2 exons.
AUGUCACAGGACAGGUCCAAGACGGUCGUCGCCUUUGACUUAUACGGCACGCUUCUUUCGACCGAGUCCAUCGCCAAGGAACUCGCGACGCUGUACGGCGACGAGAACGCCACGGGGCUGGCGGCCCAGUGGCGGAGGUACCAGCUCGAAUACACGUGGCGAAUCAACAGCAUGGGCACCUACCGUCCCUUCUCCGAGCUGACGCGGGCCGCGCUGAAGCAUGCCGUCGCCGAGAAGAAGCUGGCCAUGUCCGAAGAAGACGAGGGGCGCCUCAUGGACGCGUACAACGGCCUCGAGGCCUUUCCCGAGAUCGAGGCGGCCAUGGACGUCGUCGAGCGGGACGGGUCGGUCGACGCCUACGUCUUUUCCAACGGCACCGACGACAUGGUGCGUGCGUCGAUCGGGACAUCGCCGGGGCUGGCCCGGAUGAGCCGUGCUCUCGGCCCGGGUAAGCUGGUCACGGUCGAGGAGGCGCGGUGCUUCAAGCCCGACCCGCGGACGUACGCCCACUUUGCGGAGAAGGUCGGCAUGUCGGGCCGGGAGGACGGCAUCUGGCUCGUCAGCUCGAACCCCUUUGACGCCCUGGGCGCUCGGGCGGCCGGUUGGCGCUCGGCGUGGAUCGACAGGUCCGGGACCGGGUGGAUCGAUGGGCUGGGCGGCGUGAUCGGUACCGCCCCGACGAUUGUGGCCGUGGGCGUCGACGAGGCCGUCGAGCAGAUCGUCGGACUUUCCAAACCAAGGGCGUAA